UCAGAGAAGCCUGCGGAAGGCGGAAGUGUGCGCUUAGAAGCGGUCGUGGAGACCGGCUGAGGUGGCCCUGGCAGGUCCCUGGCUGCUCUUCCGCGUCUGGAAGCGGGGACGUGCAGGUGGCCAGCGACAGCGAGUGGGGGACGAUGCCAUGAGGCCGCCGCAGGGCCUGGCGGGGUCUGGAGGUUGACCGUGCCUGCCGCCUUCCCGCGAGGCCGCCUCCUCCAGGCAGUCGCCCGUCCCUCUCAGGGUCUCGCAUCCUCCGCGGUCCCAGCUCCUCGGCCCGGGACUCCCGGGCCCUCGACCUCGCGCUAUGACCGCGGCCGCCGCCUCCAACUGGGGGCUGAUCACGAACAUAGUGAACAGCAUAGUAGGGGUCAGUGUGCUCACCAUGCCCUUCUGCUUCAAACAGUGUGGCAUCGUCCUGGGGGCCCUGCUGUUGGUUUUCUGCUCUUGGAUGACACACCAGUCCUGCAUGUUCUUGGUGAAAGCCGCCAGCCUGAGCAAACGGAGAACCUACGCAGGCCUGGCGCUGCACGCCUACGGAAAGGCGGGGAAGAUGCUGGUGGAGACCAGCAUGAUCGGGCUGAUGCUGGGGACCUGCAUGGCCUUCUACGUUGUGAUCGGCGACUUGGGGUCCAACUUCUUCGCUCGGCUCUUUGGGUUUCAGGUGACCGGCACGUUCCGCGUGUUCCUGCUCUUCGCCGUGUCGCUGUGCAUCGUGCUGCCGCUCAGCCUGCAGAGGAACAUGAUGGCGUCCAUCCAGUCCUUCAGCGCCAUGGCUCUCGUGUUCUACAGCGUGUUCAUGUUUGUGAUCGUGCUCUCCUCCCUCAAGCACGGCCUGUUCGGGGGCCAGUGGCUGCAGCGGAUCCGCUAUGUGCGGUGGGAGGGUGUCUUCCGCUGCAUCCCCAUCUUUGGCAUGUCCUUCGCCUGCCAGUCCCAGGUUCUGCCCACCUACGACAGCCUGGACGAGCCGUCGGUGAAGACCAUGGGCUCCAUAUUCGCCUGCUCUCUCAAUGUGGUCACCGCCUUCUACGUCACGGUCGGCUGCUUCGGCUACGUGAGUUUCACCGAGGCCACCGCAGGCAACGUGCUGAUGCACUUCCCCUCCAACCUGGUGACGGAGAUGAUGCGAGUGGGCUUCGUGAUGUCAGUGGCCGUAGGCUUCCCCAUGAUGAUCCUGCCGUGUCGACAGGCCUUGAACACGCUGCUUUUUGAGCAGCAGCAAAAAGAUGGGACCUUUGCUGCUGGAGGCUACAUGCCCCCUCUGCGGUUUAAAGCACUCACCCUCUCAGUCGUGUUUGGAACCAUGGUGGGUGGAAUCAUGAUCCCCAACGUGGAGACGAUUCUGGGCCUCACGGGCGCGACGAUGGGAAGUCUCAUCUGCUUCAUCUGCCCGGCUCUGAUCUAUAAGAAAAUCCACAAGAACACCCUCUCCUCCCAGAAGGUUGGCACACUGGACACACUCACCGCCCUUAUCCUGUUGGACUCAUGUGACCCGGAAGGGACUGGGCUUGGGACUUCGAAGAUGGCAGUCUGGUCACUGAGUCAGUCAUCACCCCGUGGAUCAAGACUUGCUUGGUGUUUGGUGUGGCCCCACUGUGUCCUCGCUGAUACCUGCGUGGCAUUCGUCUCACAGCUGCGCUCAAUCCGGAGUGGCUCAGGCUUCCCUGCCUGGGGGUUCGUGGGCCUGUGGUGUUUCUUCAGAGGAAAGGCGGUGCUCUGGGUUGGCCUGGGCAUCCUGGUAGUCAGCACACACACUACCCUGUCCGUGAGCGAGGAGGCCCCUGUGGACUCGGCCAAGGAAGCCCUGGCUGGCCGGCUCGAAGAGGCCGAGGGCGUCAGGAAGGCAGAGGCAGCUCGGCUCCCAGGUACGCAAUCUCCAGGCCAGAAUCCAAUUGUGGACGUGGCCGAGGACGGCCGAGAUAAGCCGAAGCUGCCAGACGAGAAAGAUGAGAUGGAGCAGGCCCAGAUUAAGGGCCCCGUGAACGUGCCCCAGAGGGAAGGCGCCAAGGAGAAGCAGGACGAGGCGCAGUUGGACCGCCCCGGCCAAGGUGUCGCAGUACCUAUGGGCGAGGCCCACCGCCACGAGCCCCCUGUCCCUCAUGACAAGGUGGUGGUGGAUGAAGGUCAAGACCAAGAAGAACCGGACGGGAAUGAACAUCCGUCCAAGCACGUGGACGAAAGGGUUCCGGGGGGCAAGGCUCAGAUGGCACCACCUCUGUCAGAUUCAGAAAGAGAGAGGCCCAGACAGGACCACGUCUUGGAGGUCGCAGGUGGUCUCCCUGAAGAUCCCCAGAAGGUUCCAGAAGACAAUGGUCAGCCAGUCAUCGAGCCUGUGGAGGAGGACCAGGGGCCAGGCGACAGGGGUCCGCAGCCAGGGCCCCAGGCGGUGCCACCCGAGGGGCAGAACGCCCCGGCAGCUGGUGCAGGGGAGAGAGCAGGCGGAGUCCCGCUGCCGGGCCGGGCCGCAGGGGCCGCGGGCAAGCUGGCGGAGAAGAGUGAGCCCGUUGUUUGCCGGACCACUAAGCGUCAGGUGCCACGCUGUUCCUGUGCGUCUGGGCCCUCACGGGAGACGCGCGGGGAGCGCUUGACAGGUGGGAAGGCUCCCCUCCCGGUGAAGCCAGCCCCCGGGGCCGGGCCGCAGGCAGAGCCGCAAGAGCAGAGGAACGUGGAGGGCCAGGGCGGAGGCCCUGCUGGCAGCAAGCUGGAGGAAGCCGGCCGGGCGGAGAUGCUGGACCACGCCGUCCUGCUGCAGGUGAUCAAGGAACAGCAGGUGCAGCAGAAGCGGCUGCUGGACCAGCAGGAGAAGCUGCUUGCGGUGAUCGAGGAGCAGCACAAGGAGAUCCACCAGCAGAGGCAGGACGGCGAGGAGGCUGAAGUGCAGCCCGAGCCUGGGGUGGCCGCGCCCCGAGGUAAGGGGCAGGAGGCUCACGACGGGGGCGCAGCGGAGCAUCGCCCCCAGCAGCCUUUGGGACCUGCACUCGGAGCUCCCGGGCGUCCCCCCGCUCUGCCCCAGGGACAUGGCCAGCGGUCCGCGGAGGAGCCCGAGGGGGCUGCAGGCAGAGCUCCAGCCGGUCCUCCUGGCGCCGCCGACACGGAGCCCCGGGCAGCCCAGGCUGAGCCGAGGGAAGGCCGGCAGGGUGCUGCGCCCGAGGCCGCCGGUGCUGGCCUGCCGGAGCGGGUGCCCGUGCCAGGCCCCGCCCAGGUGCCCAGGAGCCCCGAGAAGCUCGUCGCUGGCGAAUUCCCCGAGCAGGGUCAGGACACUUUUGUCAGAGGCUCCCAUGAAAGGAAGAAAUCCAGAAAAGAGGUGGCCACCGGUGCCAAUGUUCAGGAGGCAGAUGUGCCAGGGGCGAGAGAGAUUGGGGAUCCUCCCGUGAGGUCCCAGCCAGUGAGCCAAGACGGGGGCCCUGUAGGCCUGUCCAGCAGGUCGGGAGGGGCAGCUCCUGGGGCCCAGGCUGAGAUUCAUCAGCUGCAACACCGGGCCGCUUCUCCUGGGCAGCAGGGCGGUCACCUGGAGGCCAGAAAGGAGGCCGUCGGUGGGGACCAUGUGCCUGCUCUGGGGGAGGACGCUGCCGUCCAAGAACCAGAACGGAGGCGGGACCCUGAUCUGGGGCCCAAACCAGCUCUCCCUGGGGCUCAGAAGCCAGACCAUGCCAAACCCAACCGAGACCUUAAAGUCCAGGCCGGUUCUGACCUCAGGAGGAGACGGCGGGAUGUGGCUCCUGGGGCAGGGGGGGACCUGGCCCCAAGGGACAGGGUCAUCAUCAGCUUUAACCCUCUCCCAGAUGUGCAGGUCAAUGACCUCCGCAGCGCACUAGAGACCCAGCUCCACCAGGCCGCGGGGGGCGCUUUACGGGUGGUCCACGGUCGCCAGGUGAAGCAGCUGGCUGGGGCCCCAGAGGAACCCUGAGCAGCCACUAGCAACCGCCGUCCUCCCGGUCAGCGGGUCUCACAGCCACGCCGGGGCCACGUGGGCACGGAGUUAGAGGUCACCCUGUGGCUGGGGGCCUGAAAGGCCUCUCGCCACGGCCUCACCGUCCAGACAGCCUGUGCCUUCUCCAACCCGCAUCUUAAACUUGUCUGAGUGACUGAGCUCACCAGAACUCAGACGAUGCAGCGUCCAGUUGGACCUCGGGAGCGGCUGGCCAGGGAGCGCGGCCCCGACGCGGACGCGGGCCGCUGUGAGAGCCCACCGUGCACCAGACUCCCGCUCGCUCUAAACGGUCGUUGUGAAUGUGAUGCGGAGAACCGUAAUGAACUGCCUCCACGCGGCGGCUUGGUGGACGCGCUUUCGUGUCUGCGGGGCAUGGGGCCAGGGCUGCGGGCGUCCCGGGGGUCGGAAGGCUGCCCAAGUGUGCACCCGCCUCUUCCCUUGUCACGCUCCCUCUGCUUUCCAAACUAUAAAGUUGUUUUACGAGUCAGAAACGUCA
This is a messenger RNA of Ailuropoda melanoleuca (giant panda), 4430 nucleotides long. RefSeq names its product solute carrier family 38 member 10 (gene SLC38A10). Bases 311 to 3910 code for a protein of 1199 amino acids. Gene Ontology annotation, cellular component: membrane. Lineage: Eukaryota; Metazoa; Chordata; Mammalia; Carnivora; Ursidae. The record is from RefSeq and is a predicted model, not a curated record. Gene Ontology annotation, biological process: amino acid transmembrane transport. Gene Ontology annotation, molecular function: L-amino acid transmembrane transporter activity. The transcript has 19 exons.